GGUUGCCGGCAGCAGUUGUUGAAGUUUGGUAUCGGUUCAUGCGAUAUCGUCAGCUUUGGUUAUGUAACAGUUUCGGAACCGAUAUUAUACAUUUAUUAUAUUAACUUUGAUUAUGGCAGCUUUUGUUAAGUUGAACACAGGAGCAAUAAUGCCUAUUGUCGGUCUUGGGACGUGGAAGUCUCCCCCGGGUAAGGUAGCCGAAGCAGUGAAAGCUGCCAUCACUGCAGGGUACCGGCACAUUGACGGCGCCUUCAUCUACCAGAAUGAGAAGGAGGUGGGAGAGGGAAUUCAUGCCAUGGUCAAAGAAAGUGUGCUGAAGCGGGAGGACCUCUUCGUGGUCAGCAAGUUGUGGUGCACCUUCCAUGAAAAAUCUUUGGUGAAACCAGCUUGUCAGAAGACUCUGAAUGACUUGAAUCUGGAUUACUUGGAUUUGUACUUGAUCCAUGCACCGUUUGGUUUCAAGGCUGGAGAGGAGCUGUUCCCAAAGGACUCUGAGGGGUUUGUGAUUCCUAGUGAUACCUGCUUCCUGGACACCUGGGAGGCCAUGGAGGAACUGGUGGAUGCAGGGAUGGUCAAGGCUAUCGGGAUCUCCAACUUCAACCGAGAGCAGAUCGAGGCCAUACUGAAUAAGCCAGGCCUUAAGUACAGGCCUGCCACCAAUCAGAUUGAGUGCCACCCCUACCUGACCCAGGAGAAGCUGAUCAGCUACUGUCACUCCAAGGGCAUCUCUGUGACGGCCUACAGCCCGCUGGGAUCCCCCGACAGACCGUGGGCCAAAGCAGAGGACCCCUCUCUGCUGGAUGACUCCAGCAUAAAGGCCAUAGCUGAGAAGCACAAGAAGACUGCAGCACAGGUCCUGAUCCGCUUCCAGAUCCAGAGAAACCUGAUUGUCAUUCCCAAGUCCAUCACGCCUCAGCGCAUCCAGGAAAACAUCCAGGUUUUUGACUUUGAGCUCACUGAGGAAGAGAUGAAGACCAUUAUGGGGUUCAACAGGAACUGGAGAGCCUGUCAGAUGCUCUGGGGGUCGAAACACAAGGACUUUCCUUUCCACAGUGAAUUCUAACGGGGACAUGCAUAAAGAAAUUACUAAGUAUUUCGUCUCCGCAGUACUCAGCAUCUGUGCUCCUGAGACUGAGUCACCCAAUAUGACAAGGGUGUGAGAGGAACCGAUGAUGUUCUGCAAGCGGGAAGAAGAAAAAUGAUUUACUCGUUAUUAUUAACUCGUAUUAAUAAUGUAAACUUAGUUGCAUAAUAUAACACUGAACAAGGUAACAGAGUAACAUCAUAAACUAUAGACAGAGAUUCUGGGAUUAACAUACUAACAUGUUGUCAGUGAUUAAUACCACAUGGUAACACUUCUGGAAAAAAUCUUUAUAUCGUUCCUAGUCAGCACUUUUCUGAGUUAAUUACUUUUGUCUUGCUGAGAUACAGAGGGAGCCGUAUCUGUCCAGAGAAAUUUUGUAAAGUCAGAUCACAGUGAUUCAGCAUUAUUCGUGAACUAGUGGCCUCGAACUAGCGGCCUGAAGUGCGUUAAAUAAAAUCUUUAAUAGUUACCAUA
Messenger RNA from Paramormyrops kingsleyae, 1558 nucleotides. RefSeq names its product aldo-keto reductase family 1 member B1-like. Lineage: Eukaryota; Metazoa; Chordata; Actinopteri; Osteoglossiformes; Mormyridae. The record is from RefSeq and is a predicted model, not a curated record. Gene Ontology annotation, molecular function: oxidoreductase activity.